Messenger RNA from Anoplophora glabripennis (Asian longhorned beetle), 834 nucleotides. RefSeq names its product laccase-7-like. The record is from RefSeq and is a predicted model, not a curated record. Gene Ontology annotation, biological process: iron ion transport. NCBI's taxonomy places the organism in Eukaryota, Metazoa, Arthropoda, Insecta, Coleoptera, Cerambycidae. Gene Ontology annotation, cellular component: plasma membrane. The annotation marks the transcript as partial. The transcript has 3 exons. Gene Ontology annotation, molecular function: copper ion binding; oxidoreductase activity.
CGAUUUCUAAUUGUUUUGCUUCUAGCUGCAACUGGCGGAGAUCACGUCCUAAGUUUAGUAGACGAAAUAUCCUUCAAAUUCCCCCCAGCUCCUCCAUUGUCACAACUGCACGAGUUGAACCAGGAUAUGUUCUGUAAUGGAGACAACCGACCAGCUAAUUGUGGACAAGAUUGUCAGUGCACACACAUGGUAGACAUACCUUUAAAUGCAAUCGUAGAAGUAGUUUUAGUAGACGAAGUACAAUCACCCAACCUCAGUCAUCCGUUCCAUCUCCACGGGUACACGUUCAACGUGAUUGGCAUUGGACGUUCUCCAGAUAAGAACAUAAAGAAAAUUAACUUGAAACACGCUCUCGAUUUGGAUCGAAGAGGUCUUCUCCACAGGCAGUUCAAUCUGCCACCAGGAAAAGACACGAUCGCUGUGCCAAAUAAUGGAUACGUUAUCUUUAGGUUUAGAGCCGAAAAUCCAGGAUUUUGGUUGUUCCAUUGUCACUUCCUCUUCCACAUAGCUAUUGGAAUGAACUUAAUUAUACACGUAGGAACGCAGUCGGAUCUGCCACCAGUACCUCACAACUUCCCCAGGUGCGGCGACCAUAAACCGCCCAUAAACUUUAAUCACUGACAGUGAAAAUAGUGCGGUUUUAGUGAAAAAGAUACUCUGACAAUUAAAUAAUGUAUGCGUGCGUGCGAAAAAGUGUUUACCGUAUUAGUAUUACUUUAUUACAAUUUUUUUUGUUGUUAAUAUUUAUUUUUUCAUAAGAGUCUACCUAACCGGGUCUUGUUAUAUUUUUGACGGUAAGUUUGAAAUGAUAACUACAGUUUUAUAAAUGUUAAU